This is a messenger RNA of Aspergillus vadensis CBS 113365, 1519 nucleotides long. Its product is annotated as kinase-like protein. Gene Ontology annotation, molecular function: protein kinase activity; ATP binding. The record is from RefSeq and is a predicted model, not a curated record. The coding region runs from base 84 to 1457 and encodes 457 amino acids. Gene Ontology annotation, biological process: spliceosomal complex assembly; protein phosphorylation; regulation of mRNA processing. The transcript is spliced from 2 exons. NCBI's taxonomy places the organism in Eukaryota, Fungi, Ascomycota, Eurotiomycetes, Eurotiales, Aspergillaceae.
CAUGUUUUUACUCGCAUCUGACUGAUGCAUAUUCACAUUAUUCUAUGAAUUCAGUUUCGAGAAGCUGAUACUGCAAUAGCAACAUGAGAAACCCAUGCCUCUUGCUCAGGCAGCCCCUACGCUUAACCGUCCCCUUCCCCUGUUAUGGCCUCCCUCACAGAGCCAGCCAGCCAUUUUUUCCCCAUCCAAUUUAUCGUGCAUCAUCUUUAACUAGCUACAGAGGAACAGUACCUGCCAAUGAAAUCCCUCGUGUCCUUUACGAACCCAUCGAAGAUGUGGAAAGGAUGGAGUAUUAUGAAGCUGGGGGCUAUCAUCCAGUCACAAUCGGGGACUGUUUCCACCAUCGCUAUCGGGUAGUUCAUAAACUUGGCCACGGAACGUACUCGACCAUUUGGCUGGCCCGCGAUGAAGUUUCCAAUAGAUAUGUUGCAUUGAAAAUCUGUACGGCGGAUUCGAAUCCCCUCGAAAACAGUGUGCUGUCUAGGCUGUCGCAACCCCAGAAAUCGCCACACAUAGACCGAGAUUUGAUCCCUACAAUCUCAGAAAUUAUUAACAUACAAGGCCCCAAUGGAAAACACACAUGUUUGCUUACCAGGCCAGCACGAACGAGUCUGUCGGAUGCAAAGAAUGGAUCAUGGAACAGUCUCUUUCAGCUUGAGGUAUCACGAGCGAUAGUAGCGCAGCUCAUAAUUGCUGUUCAGUACAUCCACUCCCAAGGUAUUGUCCAUGGAGACCUUCACCGUGGGAAUAUACUACUUCGGCUUUCCCGUGACUUUGACGAGCUGUCGACUGACAUGCUGUAUGAAAUUUAUGGAGAACCGGUACUCGAGCCAGUCAAUCGACUAGAUGGUCAAGGAAUUCCGCCAGAGGUGCCACAACAUGGUGUAGUACCUAUAUGGCUCGGAGCCGCAAGUGAGGAUGUGAUGCUCCUAGAAGCCAAGAUAUGUCUUUCAGACUUUGGCGAGGCAUUCUGUCCGAGGCAGGAACGGAAAUUCGAGUCUCAUACACCUCUGCUGGUCCGUCCCCCGGAGGCCCGGUUUGAGCCAUACCAACCUCUGACUUUCUCGUCUGAUAUCUGGACACUUGCCUGCACCAUUUGGGAUAUUAUGGGACAAAGAACACUAUUUGAAGGCCUCCUUACAAAUGAUGACGAUAUGACUAGCCAACAAGUUGACCUACUUGGCCCGCUGCCUUCCGAGUGGCUCACAAAACGGAGAGAAAUUCGAGUCAAUCGUAGUAAGUCGAAGAAUAGAUUCGAACAACACAUGCAGCAGUCGCGAAUACGCGAGGGAAUGUCACCUUUUGAAUCGAAAGAACGUGAUGCUUUCAUCUCGAUGUUACGCUCUAUGCUUCGCUUCAGGCCGGAAGAUCGCCCUUUUGCUCAACAGGUCCUUGAGUCGGAAUGGAUGGUAAAAUGGGAAUUGCCUGAAUAUGAGAAGAUUUGCAGUUCCAAUUAAGAGCGAACGGAUGGACUCAUUUUUACUAAAUGCCGUCUCGUUUGGCUGAAGUGAUGGACAUU